Molecule: messenger RNA, 1720 nt
Organism: Exaiptasia diaphana
Lineage: Eukaryota; Metazoa; Cnidaria; Anthozoa; Actiniaria; Aiptasiidae
Product: sclerostin domain-containing protein 1
Exons: 2
Coding region: 464-1027 (187 amino acids)
Biological process (GO): negative regulation of Wnt signaling pathway; negative regulation of BMP signaling pathway
Molecular function (GO): BMP binding
Source: RefSeq, a predicted model, not a curated record
UACUGUUCAACUUACUUUCAGGUUUAUUUACAAGUUUAGYUAGUUCUUAUUGGUCGAAACUAACCAAGACCGAACGUCAAUGAAUUUCAAUAGAACUGUUUACACUACGCAAACCACUUCAAAGGAACACAGGCUCAACAGUAUUUCGUGCUCUUGAACAUGAGUUGAGGCUAAAAGACGCAAAAUUAUCCACAAAACAUUACUUAGAACUUGUUUCUACAAAAGAACAGUGGUGUUUUUUGGCGGACGCUGUAAUGUCGUGGCGUUAAUUACCGUUCUUGUGAUGCGUGGCUAGCGCGCCUACGAUUGGUUGACUUGUGAUACGAAGUGCAAAGGCGCCAGUCGCUCAGCUUAUUGACAUUGUAGCUGUACUCGACGUGUGGGGGUUUUGAACCAAACUUUUUUGGACAAUAAUCGUUGUAAAACAAACCUUAAACAUUGAGUUGACUUUCGGACAGUAAACAUGAAACUUUGGAGGAGGUGUUGGAUGUGGAAGCUUCUCUUAGGCAUGGUUAUUUUGUCUCUACGUUUGGAUGAUGGCUUGUGUCGUAAGCGUGGAAAGUCGAAGCCCACAAUACCUCGUGCUUUCAACGAGACCUCAUUCACCAAAUCUAGUUCUGGCGGGAAAAACGACGUACAACAAUUGUUCGCUAUGCAGCAGCCUCGUGAAGAACCAAGAAUCCUGAAUCUUGGUUGUCAUGGGAUUAAAAUUCGACGUUAUGUUUCUAAUGGAUUUUGUACAAGUCGUAAAGCAAUUCGAGACACUAUUUGUGAAGGCAGAUGUGUGCCUAUGGAAGAGCUGCCUUUCUUCCCGAAGUUCAGCAAAAUAUUAAGCAAAAAGAAAAAAGAAUGGCGUUGUGUGCCAGAUUAUGUAAAGCGGAGGAAAGUGACWGUGUUUUGUAACGAUGGUACGAAAAGAAGAUAUCGAAUACCCGUAGUUCGAACGUGCAAGUGUAAGCGAUACACAAGAAAACAAAACAUGACCAAUCCUCCAGGACAGCUGAAAAAAGGUUCCAAAUCACGGUGAAGAACCRCUAAUGGUGAACAUGGAUGGCUUAAUCUAGUCAUGUACAAGCACUCCGUCAAAGUUGCCACGAAAAUGCAGUGCACUUCACAGACUAAGGAGAAGAAUAAACUAUACUCACUUGUUGUGGAAACUGUACAUAACUUAUCCAGUACAGAGUAUAGAAAAGUGUACAUUUAGCUAUUUCCCUAUAAUAGUAUGCAUAAACAGGGAUAGCUUCACGUCUUUGUUAAGACAUACAAAGUGUAUAAGGACUGCUGGCUGUUGGCAGAUGAACACCUCGUGUGUUGUACCUGUGUGUAUAUGUUCUACACGUGCAUCUACGAUCGUCAUACGGUACUGCGAUGGGUGUUCUGACCCACAUUGGGUCAACUGUUUGUUGUAAAUCGUUCUGAGUUCGUUCGGAACUUAUUCAAAUCUAUCUAUAUUAUAAAUAUAUACCUAAAACAAUUUAAAACAAUACAUUAUAUGUCAUUGGGCAUAGCAUAACAUAGCUCAAUGCACUCUAAUCCGAGAUUUACAAAAUAGGUAGUCAAGCUCCGCCCUUUAUUGGUGGCCAUCGUGCCAUCCGUUCACAUUUCAACCAAGGAAGUAACAAGGUCGAGACACCGUGGAACCACAAUGUAUAGAUCUACGUUUUAAGAAAGUGUAAAUUGUUAACAAAGAGGUUGAAUAAAGUUUAUUGGAAGCUGAUAA